AUGUUCUCUCUAGCCCGUCAAUUCACCGGAGUCAUCUCCAAGCCUCGAGUCCUCCCUCACCUGAAAUCAACUCUCCCCCACCGCCUAUACUCAACACGAUCAUCGCCACGUACACCUCCUCCCGCCCCUCAACGCAGCCGCUCCGACUUCCCAAUCAUCCCCAUCAUCCUCAUAACAGCCAUCAGUUCCGGCGCCUACGCCUACCUCGUCAAGGCCCGCACAGGCAUCAACACCCGCCAGAACUAA
Penicillium bovifimosum is the source of this 246-nucleotide messenger RNA. RefSeq lists its product as uncharacterized. The transcript has a single exon. NCBI's taxonomy places the organism in Eukaryota, Fungi, Ascomycota, Eurotiomycetes, Eurotiales, Aspergillaceae. The record is from RefSeq and is a predicted model, not a curated record. The coding region runs from base 1 to 246 and encodes 81 amino acids.